AUGAACCUUCUCCGCCGCUCCCGAGGCCCCUGUUCUGCUGCUGCUGCUGCUGCUGUCCUUUUUGCUGCUGCUGCUGCUGCUCUGCUGCCCGCUGCAGCCUUCCGGGUAACUCGGCAGCUCGCGCCCCCAGGGGGGCCCCCGGGGGGCCCCCCGGGGGCCCCCCUGGGGGCCCCCCCGACCCUCAUGGGGCCCCCCCAAACCCCCAAGGCUCCGCAGUUUGCUUCUUCUCUUUUAAAAAGCAAGACUCGCCAGAUCCUGAAGGCCCAGCAGCCCCCAGCCGUAAACCCUAAACCCUAA
This is a messenger RNA of Eimeria necatrix, 297 nucleotides long. RefSeq lists its product as hypothetical. NCBI's taxonomy places the organism in Eukaryota, Apicomplexa, Conoidasida, Eucoccidiorida, Eimeriidae. The coding region runs from base 1 to 297 and encodes 98 amino acids. The transcript has a single exon. The record is from RefSeq and is a predicted model, not a curated record.